Molecule: messenger RNA, 1041 nt
Organism: Daktulosphaira vitifoliae (grape phylloxera)
Lineage: Eukaryota; Metazoa; Arthropoda; Insecta; Hemiptera; Phylloxeridae
Exons: 2
Coding region: 48-665 (205 amino acids)
Source: RefSeq, a predicted model, not a curated record
CAAUAUUUUAAUAUUGUACGUGAAAACGGUCAUUCGUGGUUUGCCGUAUGCGCCAGGGUUUGCAUACAAUAUUCAUUUUUAUUUUUUAUAAUAUAAUAACGCAUGUCAAAAUGAAGUGUUGCUUGAAAAACACGGUCUGGUUAAUGUUUUGUCAUCAUUUAAUAGCAAUAAAUUUAGCGAGUACCCAACCGAGUGAUUUUGCAGUAUCAUUUGGAAGAAGCCGAGCGUUAACACAGGCAUCAUCGUCUGUUACCUCUAACCGACACAGUUCCUAUACUCCACAAGUACAGUCUCAGGAUCAAGAUACCUCUGAUUCAUUGGGUUAUGGAAUAGGCCUAGAACUGGGACUAGGUACGCCUAUUCUUGAUACCAUUUUAGAACGUUUAUUGCGCCGCAAACAGCUAUUACUAAAUGCUGCAGCCUUAUAUCAAAACUGGAUACCACCAUCGGCUGGCGGAUUGUACUCCACAACGGCCGGUUUCUAUCCAAAUCCGGCCUUAUCACCUUAUCCGUAUGCUGGUGGAGGAGGUAUAUGGGGUAGACCACCCAUUUCACCAGCAGGUUAUCCUGGUUAUCCGUUUGGAAAUGGAUGGGGAACUUUCAACGGAUAUAAUCCGUUUUUAGAUUUGGACACAGACUUUACUUCGCUCAAAAACCGGAAUUAGAGAUGUUAAAAUUUUACAUGAAAUAAACCAAAACAGUAGAAGUAAACAGGCAUUUUAGUAAAGUUAUGAGCUGAGAAAAAUAGGUUUACAUGAUUACUUUUAGUUUAAAAAAAAAUGUGUACAAUUUAAAUCCCAUAAAAUGACUGUAUGAUUAAAUAUGUUAUUGAAAUUGUUCUAUAAUAAUUUGAAAUAUGAAAUUUCUUUAAACAUUCUUCUUUAAAUUCAAUUUUGUUUUUAUGAAAUUUUAAGUAAUAACAAUUUAAAAUAUUAUUCCAGAAAUAUAUGAUUAUUAACAGUUAAAUAGGGAAAAUAUCAACUAAUUGUAAAUCAUUUUAUUAUUUUAAAUUCUUUAACCACGUUUUCAUAAAACAAAAAU